AUACGGGAAACGUCAAAACAAAAAUUCUCGAUAUUGUUUUCCCAUUUUUAUUUACUCAUAUUAACUUCAAGUUCUAAGUCUAUAUCAGUACUAACAUACAAAUUUGUGUAGAGUGAUAUAUACAGAACUCCUUCCUAAUUGAUUCUGGGUCAUUCGGGAGCCUUCGUUAUUUUGGGUGAACUAUUUUUGUCCGCUCGUUCUACAUUUGGAGCAUUAGAAAUAUUUUGACACCUAGGAAAAGAAUGCUCCUGUAUGUAUUUAUACUAUAACCCGGUGUACCUGUGAUGGUGAUGACUUGCGCAAUGAGUAUGGGAGACGCAGUGUUGCGCGAGCGUCUUCCGGCGCUAUGGAGACGAAUAGAAGAUGCACACUACAGUUAUUUGGAGACCGAUGACAGUCCAGAGAAAUUGUUACAAAAGAAGAAAUUGGAAGGUUACAUAAUUGAGUAUCUGUCUCUUGUACCACAUGAGUGUAAAUUUGGUCUGGCAGAAACUACAAAAGUGUUCCAGCGAACGAUAAACGAGCUGCCCGAAUUUAGUGCGUACCGCGGCAGUAUUGGAUGGGCGGCGAUAGCGCGGUACGCGGGAAACCUACUCGCACAACCUUGGCGAAAGGAGUAUAAGGUUAUUAGGCUAUACUCUGGCUUCUAUAAGCACGAAGUCGAAGCGAACAUGGUUGGUGCAGAAACUUUGCUUCAAUCAAUGGGCUACCGCCCUGACGACCAUUACGCCGGUCGUUUACGACUGGACGGGCCCGCCUGUCCCGAUAUGGUGGCCGCUGUUUCACGCGACGCUCUUAUCGCAUAUUGCGAGUGUCAGAUAAUGUCCCAGGUGUGGGAGGAGGUGGUGGGCAGGGGAGUACGCGUGAGCUGGACAGACGUCGCGCGGGAACGCGCCGCGCGCGCCGGCUCCGCUCGGGCCGCGGCAGCCGCCUUGUCCGGCUACAGCGAUGGUAAAUAUAAAGUGAUUUAUAAACUAUGUGAGCGAUCGACACAUCUUGUCAAAGGUUCACGUUAAUUUUGCUAGUUGAAAAGCAAUUAAGUUGUUGUCAAAAUUUAAGUUUAAGUUAAGAGAAUUUUGAAGUGCCGAUACGCGGCGCGAGUAGGUAAUAAAUUAGGUAGGUAAUCAAAUGCUAUCUGUUUCAUACCACUCGCUCUGUAUCCCCGUAUCGUGCGAUAGAGAAAGUUGCAAGUCUUGGAAGCAAUUGCCUACAUUCCCUCUUUGAAAUAUUGUUUCGGGCGAUAACGUUUUCACCCUCCCUUACAGUACCACCUUAAUUUAGGUUUCUUUUUUUGGUAAUUCAGUUUAGCUUAAUUUAAAAAAAAACGCUCGAGGAAGUCAAAAACACAGAUAUUUAGAUGCUAAUAACUUAUUUCGUACGCAAUAUUUCUUUAAAAUAAAAACGUACGGACCUAGUUUUUCAUUAUACCUACAACAUUUCCAAAUAUUAUGAAAAUUAGAUAAUGCUCAGGGGGCGAAAAACGUUAUCGCCUUUUGUAUGAAAAUUUACAGCGUUACAAUUCUCUUCACUAUAGUAAAAUUAUAUUGUGCGUGCAGUUGGGGUCAUAAAUCGUAGCCCGGCCUCAGCCCAGCUAGGGUGGUGAGCAUUUGCGCGGGCGCAACGCCAUUAUCGAUAACAACAAAUUUAAUUUUAUAUAUAAGUUAUUAUCUUUAUAUUUAUUUUUAACAUAACUUGUUACAUUCCAAACAUUUGUACAUAUAGUUUUUUAAUACAUAGAUACCUAAUGAAUAAUUUAUUUUAAAUUAUUAUUAUUCUUAUUUUAAUAAAUAUGUUGUUUUAUCUAUUUUUUUUUCAUUUUUAUCACUAACACACAUAAUGACAAAACUAAAUACCGUAUAGAUAACGCUUAUCGACAACAAUAAUGCGCAUCACUAUCCUCGCGCCUAAGGCCCGUGAGUGGGAGAGAGAGCGAAAUACUUCGAUGAUUUAUGACUUAAACUGCACGCACAAAAUAAUUCUAGUAUAACUGUGUAGUGGCGGUGUAAGAAUGUCCACUAACUCAUGUCGUCCCUUGCGUAUUGUAAGACGUGACUGAGGAAAACUGAAACUGAACGUGGGCAGCAACAUCUUCCAUAAACAACUUAAUAUAAUAAAAAAAUCCGGUUGCUAACCCGCCUGCCAAGCGUGGCGACUAUGGCAAAAUCCUCCCUAUGAGGCAAUACAUGGGGAAGGCCUAUGUUCAUAAGUGAACUUUUAAUAGGAUGUGAUGAUAAUAAAAACAAAUUACUUUUCUAUUUAAAUUAUAUUUGUCAGCAUACGUGAUCAAUUUAUUACAAAAUAUAUAAAAAUAAAUUAUAUGUAUACAUUUUUUUUUCAGAAUCGGAAAUAUAUUCCAACAUACCAGCAACAGUAACAGCUGACACUCAUCACAGCAGGUUACCCAACUCUCGGUAUCCUAACACCUCCCUUAUGUCUCAGUGUAAUCAUUCAUGCAAUGACAUAUCACCAUUAGAGGAACCAAUCACACCAAUUAUUCACCCUUCUUACAUGGUACCUCCUAAUAUGUUACCACCACAUAUGAUGUAUCCUAUCCAACAUCAGCAUAUUAACUCCAAUAUCCCUGCAACAGUUCCAUCGUGUAAUCCUAUAUCCGUGAUGACCCCUUAUGGCGCUGUGCCGUAUUAUUACCCCGUACAAACUCCCUACAUGAUACCAGGUCCCGUAUACGCUCCAAUCAAACACGCGACCAACGUUCCAAUCAAUGGUUACCCACCACCUAUUCAACAGUAUAGAUAUCCUACAAUGCCCGCAGUGCCUACUGCUCAGCUAAUUGAGCUGGAUACACCAUCAGUAUACGAAAAUGGAAAGUUUGAGAGGCAACGAGACGAAGAGAGAAGUAAUAAAAAGAACAGUAAACAACUGGAAAGUUUGAAAAGAACAUCAUCAAGAUCUGGCUUUAGCGAUGUUACGUUACCUAGUAUACCUCGUUCGGAUACCCAACCGACAUUAAGCAAAGCAAAAGAAGAUGGAAUGGGAACAUAUGAAAGCUGGGAUUAUGUGUUCAGAAAUUUGUCGAGCAAAGAGCAAGAUGGAGACAGUAGGAGUGGCUUCUCUCAAUCAUUAGAUAGAGAUUCAAGGACGCUUGACAGAUUGGAUAGAGAGGAAAGGAGAUCGAAGUAUCAACUGACUUCUCUAGACUUAGAAGAUGGCCUACAAGCUCUAAAUUUAGAUCGCUCUUAUGAUGAGGAACUGUAUAGAACGGCAAAAGUAAAUGAGAAUCUCAUGAGGCUAAAGCAAGAGCAAGAGUUAAAGAGAGCGAAACAUUUGGCUAAAAAGCAACAGCCAAGUGAAGAAAGAAAAACAAAACGACAGAUAGCAGAACCAGUAGGUAAUCCAAAAGCAGAUGGUUUAAUACCUAAUAAGGUCCCAACAGAUAAAGUUAAAUUAUU
Molecule: messenger RNA, 3410 nt
Organism: Parnassius mnemosyne (clouded apollo)
Lineage: Eukaryota; Metazoa; Arthropoda; Insecta; Lepidoptera; Papilionidae
Source: the annotation of a GenBank genome assembly